Austrofundulus limnaeus is the source of this 1785-nucleotide messenger RNA. RefSeq names its product family with sequence similarity 199, X-linked (gene fam199x). Lineage: Eukaryota; Metazoa; Chordata; Actinopteri; Cyprinodontiformes; Rivulidae. The coding region runs from base 81 to 1241 and encodes 386 amino acids. The record is from RefSeq and is a predicted model, not a curated record. The transcript has 7 exons.
CUCCAGCAUCAAAAAACGUGAUUUGCAAAUGGCGUCAGAAGAAAUGAUUGUUAUUUGAACGGCCAAAGGUAAAAGCCACCAUGUCUGAAUCUCUGUAUGAGAAGUUUUUGGCCCCAGAGGAGCCUUUUCCUCUCCUCUCCCAAAGAGCCAACCUCAGUGACGUUGGGACGCUGGACGCCAGUGUCUUCAGCUGUCAGCUGUCCUCGUGUCACAGGACGGAUCCGCUGCAUCGAUUCCACAGUAACAGGUGGAACCUGACAUCCUGUGGAACCAGUGUAGCCAGCUCUGAGUGCAGCGAGGAGCUCUUCUCCUCCGUCUCUGUCGGGGACCAGGAUGACUGUUACUCCCUCCUGGACGACCAGGAACUGACAUCUCUGGAUUUGUUUCCUGAGGGCAGUGUUUGCAGUGACGUCUCCUCCUCCAUCAGCACGUACUGGGACUGGUCCGACAGCGAGUUUGAGUGGCAGUUGCCAGGAAGUGACAUCGCCAGUGGCAGCGAUGUCCUCUCUGACAUAAUCCCCAGUGUGCCGAGUUCACCAUGUUUGUUUUCCAAGAGGAAGCUGAAGCCCCACCCCCAUCGCAACCUGGAUGAGCUGCCUUGGAGCGCCAUGACAAAUGAUGAGCAGGUGGAGUACAUCGAGUACCUGAGCCGAAAGGUCAGCACAGAGAUGGGUCUGAGAGAACAGCUGGACAUCAUCAAGAUCAUCGACCCCUGCGCUCAGAUCUCCCCCACCGACAGCGAGUUCAUCAUCGAACUCAACUGUCUCACCGAUGACAAGCUGAAACAGGUGCGUAACUACAUCCGGGAGCACGGGCCGAGGCAGCGAGCCAACAGCACCAGGGAGGGCUGGAAGAGGAGCAGCCACAGCAGCGCCAGCACAGGUGGAGUGAGCAGCAGCAACGCCAGCAUGGUCAGCUCGGCCAGCUCCUCCACCGGCUCCACGGCCUCCAACUCCGCUGCAGGCGGUCCGGCGUCGGCCUGCAGCGGCAGCAGUGUUGCCAACAUCAGCAGAGCUCACAGCGACGGGAACCUGUCCAGUGCUGCUGAACGCAUACGAGACUCUAAAAAACGAUCCAAGCAGCGGAAGCUCCAGCAGAAAGCCCUUCGCAAGCGGCAGCUGAAAGAGCAGCGACAGGCCCGCAAGGAGCGCCUGAGCGGCCUGUUCCUGAACGAGGAGGUGCUGUCGCUCCGCGUGACGGAGGAGGACGACCACGCCGAUGAUCUGGACAUACUGAUGUGACAGCAGUGAACGACUCAGUGCUCCCUCUACACCUCGUAGGCCUCGCUCGCCCUCACCCCUCUGCGCUAGCAAAUAAACUCCUGUCCCAGUGUUGGCUCGGCUGGAGCUGCAGCUAACGCUCUACCUGCUAGUAGAGCUGCAGCUAACGCUCUACCUGCUAGUAGAGCUGCAGCUAACGCUCUACCUGCUAGUAGAGCUGCAGCUAACGCUCUACCUGCUAGUAGAGCUGCAGCUAACGCUCUACCUGCUAACAUUCUACCUGCUAGUAGAGCUGCGUCAGCUACUUCCUGUAACCAUGCUGCUCAGAUUACAGCUGAGUCCAGCUGCCGAGGCUCAGAUUAGAGCUGAGCCCGGCUGCCGAGGCUCAGAUUAGAGCCGAGCCCAGCUGCUGAGGCUCAGAUUAGAGCCGAGUCCGGCUGCCGAUGCUCAGAUUAGAGCCGAGUCCGGCUGCCGAUGCUCAGAUUAGAGCCGAGUCCGGCUGCCGAUGCUCAGAUUAGAGCCGAGUCCGGCUGCCGAUGCUCAGAUUAGAGCCGAGUCCGGCUGC